CGUAGCCCCGCCCCCCUGCUUCCGCUGUUGUGUUCGCUUCCUCGUUGUCAUGGAUACCAGGAAAACACAGACAUGGCUCGGCUGGUGAAGCUGUACGAUCAGAUAGAGCACAUUAAAGAGCAAUUUUUUAUCAGAAACAGAAUAGCGGAAGAAAACCGGCAGAAGGAAAAUGCAGCUGCAGUGAAAAUUCAGAGCUGGUUUCACGGCUGUCGGGAGCGCGCCUACCUCAGAUAUCUACACCGGAACGCAACGGUAAUACAGAAAACGUGGCGGGCUUUCAGCGCACGGCGGUACUUUAGGCAAAGGGUAAAGGUCGCAUAUUGUCUCAUGAACCUGAAUUUCUACAAUGAGAUGGCUGUCAAGAUACAAAAGACAUGGAGAGGCUACUACGUAAGGAGGUACGUCCACAAUUACUAUGCACGGAAGAGCUACUUGGAAAACUUGGCAAAAAAGAAUGAACAAGUCAGGAAAGAGCUUGAGGAAUUAGCAGAGCAGCAGAAAAGAGAGCGAGAGCGCCUCGCGAUAGAAAGAGAAGAGAAGGAGAAAUACAUGCAAGCUCAACGACUUCACUUCCUCCUCAGCACCAAACAGCGCCCAGGUGUGUUUAACUCCCCGUUCCGCUCAGAGCCUGAUGAAAUGGAGCUGAGGUUACGGACAGUAAAGCCUUUGCGGGCAAGAUCCGCUCCCAAAGAAAGAGCAGUUGACCAGCAGCCGUCUGGAUUUUUGUCUAGCAUCGAGAGACUACCUCCGAUACACAAGACGCCACAGGGGCCUUUCAGGCCAGCUGCAGAGGUUCAGCGGCAACGCCAGCGGCCCCUGGAGCCGAGUCUACGCGUGGCCACAUCCAUCACGGCCCUGGAGGAGGCCAGAGAGGAGCUGCGGCAGCGCGAAUGGGGGACUCGCCUCAUCGACCAGCCGUUUCUGCCUUUCUCAAAGGACCACCGAAACAAAGAACACGAGGCCUUUCUCCACACUCAUUCUCCAUAUCAUCAGAACGCGUACGGCACCAAGUACUUCCGCGAGGAGAACAAAGUCCAAGGCAAGAAGCCAUUCAAAACAGUCUUCACCACCUGCCAUGUCUUCGACAAGUUUGGACGAUUUUACUCCAAUGCUGGGAAAAUCGUUUAGCAUCACUGAAUAAAAUAGGCACAAUAGGAUAUGCACCGACCAAUCACAGAUGCACGUGAAGGCCAACAAAUGAGCUACUGUAGCUGAAAUUGCAGCAGAAGUUGAUGCUGGUAAUGCUUAAAAGAGCAGGACUGAUUUGUCAGAAAAAGGGGGGAACCUACACAAUAUUAGGCAGGCGGUUAUAAUGUUAUGCCUGAUAGAUAGAUAGAUAGAUAGAUAGAUAGAUAGAUAGAUAGAUAGAUAGAUAGAUAGAUAGAUAGAUAGAUAGAUAGAUAGAUAGAUAGAUAGAUAGACAGACAGACAGACAGACAGACAGACAGACAGACAGACAGACAGACAGACAGACAGUUGUAAAAAUCCCUCAUGAACUUAGUUUCCGCCUCCUUUCACUCUGGCUACUCGAUCCGUACCGGAAACAUAAUUUGUACUGCACACGUGCGAAAACUCAAAUUUUGAUUGGCAACGUUUUUACGACAGUCUAGCGAUAUGAAUUCUUUUGCGUUUUAUGUACAGCUUUAAGAAUAUUUCUCUUAAAAGGAAAUGUUCCUGACAAUUCAGCAUA
Molecule: messenger RNA, 1690 nt
Organism: Silurus meridionalis
Lineage: Eukaryota; Metazoa; Chordata; Actinopteri; Siluriformes; Siluridae
Gene: spata17
Product: spermatogenesis associated 17
Exons: 10
Coding region: 73-1128 (351 amino acids)
Biological process (GO): establishment of meiotic spindle localization; spindle organization; mitotic cell cycle
Cellular component (GO): spindle pole
Molecular function (GO): protein binding
Source: RefSeq, a predicted model, not a curated record